AUGAUUCAACAAAUGCAAGUCAGAUGUCCUGAUUGCCGCGGCGAAGGUACUAGAAUCCCAGAGUCCGACCGAUCUCACUGUAAAGGAGAGAAAAGCGAGGAAGUAGAGAAGAUACUUGAGGUUCACGUAGAACCAGGAGUGGAGCACAAUGACAAGGCCACAUUCCCUCGUGAAGGAGAUCAGUCUGACCCAGACAUUGACGGGGAGGGCGAUGAUCUCAUUGCGAAAAAAACUAUAUCGCUGAACGAAGCUCUAUGCGGGUAUAAAAUCCCAUUGGAACAUCUUGACGGCCGUACUUUGAUUUUGAAGAAUAAGCCAGGAGACAUCAUAACCCCAGAUUGUUUCGUGGUAUAA
Cylicocyclus nassatus is the source of this 354-nucleotide messenger RNA. The record is from the annotation of a GenBank genome assembly. Lineage: Eukaryota; Metazoa; Nematoda; Chromadorea; Rhabditida; Strongylidae.